CAGCUCAUAGCCUGGCAUAUUUGUAUAAAUUCGGAGACUGUGUAACGUAAAUUUAGUUUAGUAGGAAACCCCAAGACUUCUGAAUAAUCAUGUUGAUCCAAUUGCAAGAACUCCCAAAAUGAAUCUCCUCCUUCUACGGUUCACACUGCUUUCUCUCGUAACUGCGCAGACUCCAAUUCAAUUGAUAGCAAAAAUACCUGGUGAACAACAGGAACACCCACUGAGAGCCUCGUAUGAUGAAUUUGGUCUAAAGAGCUAUGUGUACUUCUCAGAUACCCCAGAGACGUUCUGGUAUUACAGACGAACCCGUGAGCUAGCUGGAUAUGAUACAGGUUUACCAACAAAACUUGAUAUCUCCAGUAUUACAACUGAUAGUCGGAUUCCACAUUUAGAAAUGGUCUUGAGAGUACAUUCAUCUCUUGAAUGUAUCAUAAACGAGGGUAAGCUCUCUUGCAAGUGCCGGUUUACUGAUGAACACCUCAACUUCUACGCCAUUAAAAAUAACAAUAGUCAAAGUCUUCCGAGUUAUACGGUUGGAGUGUCUAAUUCACAGGAGUACAAGGCAUAUAAGGGAUUUCAACCCAUCGAUAUCAUGGUACAGUUCACUACAUAAGCAUUGUAGAAUUAAUCCAUGUAUUAUGUGCUCUCAUUUGCUCUUCUCAUUAAAGCCUUGGCUCCCUUAGAAACCGUAGGACAGUAAUGCUUUUCCAGUAGUAGGGUUUCCCAAAUGGUGGCAGCUUCUGCAUUACUUCUUGCAGGGACGUUGGCCUCCAUGAUGUAUUUACCGUUAUUGAUUCUAUCGUCUGUAGAAUAUGCACCACAUAGUUCUGAGUACCGACUCAUGAGCUUCUCCAAGAACUUCAUUAUUGCGAUGGAUGACUUCUCUGGGGUUUGUAAUAGAGCCAUUGAUAGUCUUUUGUUAAAGGCUAAUGCACGGGUCUUUGAGCCAUUUUUAGAUCUGAAGAAGAUGUUUUCCAGACCUCUCAAUAAAAGCUCAAUUCUAGUGGAGAUGUUAACGUUUGGUCUUCUG
This is a messenger RNA of Williopsis jadinii, 1030 nucleotides long. RefSeq lists its product as uncharacterized. The record is from RefSeq and is a predicted model, not a curated record. Bases 119 to 613 code for a protein of 164 amino acids. NCBI's taxonomy places the organism in Eukaryota, Fungi, Ascomycota, Saccharomycetes, Phaffomycetales, Wickerhamomycetaceae. The transcript has a single exon.